Molecule: messenger RNA, 1735 nt
Organism: Trematosphaeria pertusa
Lineage: Eukaryota; Fungi; Ascomycota; Dothideomycetes; Pleosporales; Trematosphaeriaceae
Exons: 2
Coding region: 52-1569 (505 amino acids)
Source: RefSeq, a predicted model, not a curated record
AUUGUACUCCGUAUACUGACACCACGAGCUAUCCGACUGCCCACAUUCACUAUGCCUCCCAAGACGGUCGAGGAGCAGCUCGCGGAGCUCGAGAUGGAGGCGGAGGCUCCCGCCGCGCCCCCGCCAAAGAGCUCCAAAGCCGCCAAAGCUGCACGCAAGAGCUCCGAGCAGGAGAUCGAUGCCCUCAAGGAGCUGGAGGAGCUCGAGGCUCUGGAGAAGUUCCAGCGGCCAGAAGUGCCGCGUCCAUCGAGCCGGCCGAACACGCCAAAGAUGUCUUCGUCCUCCACCACGUCCAGCAACCCGCGCCGGGCAGGGAUCGCGACACCCUCGUCCACCGGCUCCGCGCGAACGAGUGAAGAGAAGGCCCAGGCACCGAGGAAGUCCGGGGAGAGCGCCCGAUCAUUUCACCAAAGCUUCGCGCCGACCGAGGAGGAGCCCGCGAAGCCUGCGCCCGAGCCCAAGCAAUCGGGAGGGUCGUGGUGGGGCGGUCUCCUCUCUACGGCGACCGCGACUGCGGAUGCGGCGAGGAAGCGGGCCGAGGCUGCAUACCAGGAGAUCCAGAAGAACGAGGAAGCCAAGCGUUGGGCGGAGCAGGUCCGUGGGAAUGUUGGCGCCUUACGUGGCAUUGGAGGAGAACUGGGAAAGCGCGCUCUUCCUACCUUCACAAACAUCCUCCACACAAUUGCUCCGCCCAUCUCGCAGCACGAACGGCUUCAGAUUCACAUCACACACGACCUCAUCGGAUACCCAUCGUUAGACCCAAUCAUUUACCAGACCUUCUCCACGGUUAUGGCGCAAGUUGAAGGCGGUGACCUGCUUGUCAUUCAGCGCGGAUCGGAAUCAACACACCGUCGGGACUCGAUGGACGGCUACAGAGGAGGCGGAGGCGGAUGGAACGAUGGCCCCUGGUGGCGCCAUACCGAUAAGCGAGAUCUCAGCGUCGUCAAGGGCUUGGUGGAGGGCACGAAGCUUGUUAGAGUGAGCGCCGAAGCCUAUGCAAACGAGUUCUUCGCAGCAAGAGGCGGCCUUGAAGAGGCGGCCAAACAAGCUACCGAGGUGCUCAGUGAGACGAACCCUGUUCGGAGCAGCGACAUCUUCCUUGCCAUCCAGGCCGUGAGCUACCGUGCUCCGGACGACCUCUUCUCUACCUCGCAGACCACGGAAGAGAAAGAGGGAGGCGUAGAAGAGCACAAAGAGGAGGAUGAGCUUGUCGCAUUUGCCGUCUACCUCCACGACCCCAUUCACGGCAUUAGCUACAAAGCGCUCAGCCAGGCAUUCCCUGCAAAGUGGGUGGAAUGGCUGGACGCUCCUGCCCCGACAGAAGCUGCGGGUGAGGAGGCACAGCUGCCAGCCGAAAUACGGCAGAUUAUUCAGGACGGGGGAGUCGACCCGCGAGAAUGGGUUGCUGAUUGGAUGGAAGAGACUAUCAGCCUCAGCGUGGGGGUGGUCGCUCAACGAUAUGUUGCUCGUAGAAUGGGUGUUGGUGAGGGAGGCAUUGGUCGAGGAAAGGCACGUGAAGCAAUCGUUGAGGCAGGCGGCGGGGAAGCCGCCCGAGCUGGUAUCAUUUGAGGGGUUUACAAGGUUGGCUAUUCCAUUUUCUAUACCUGUAGCGGGCGUUCCGGAGGCAUCUGCCAGCAACGGGCUGUCCUAGCAUCUCUUAUUCUCCUCGCGCAAGCAGGAAUUUUGGGUAAUGCAAUCCAUAUCCUUUGGUGGCCGUCCAUCAACCGAGCCGAAU